CGCAAUAACUGGUGAAUCGAACAAGUAGUGGGGUCUUUCUCGCGGAUGUUGAUUACUGUUUCGGUGAAUGUUGCCGAAAGUUUCCCGGUAAAUUAAUGAAAAACAUACGGCGUUCGUUAUGCAUAAAAUAUAAAAGUGCAUUGAAAUACUUUAUAACAAAGAUUACUGUACAUCAGUAUCGGUGUCAUUGUAAAAUAAGUGCGAGCAUUACGAUAAAAUAUUAUUGUUUUAUGUCUCUACUAACAUAACAGAAAUGAAGAGAGUGUAGAGUGUAUGCGAGUGCAUUCAACAUACUCACACAAUCGGUAUAUUCGACAUGUUCGUGUACAAUGGCAACCUUGACACUUGGUGAUCGUUUUUGGCGGCUUCGUUCCGUUCUUACUGAAAUCGUGUUUGGUAGGAUCGCGUCGUGAGUGAAAGCGGCGGUGGCCAUUCUGUAAAAUCUUACAGAGUUUGGCAGUAUCGAAUCAGUAAAAUAUUUCGCGCUUCGUAUUAACGAUAUUCCGUUAUUGUGUUUGUUUUCGUGACUGCAAUUUCGUUCGCUUUAUAAUUCUCGUGUAAACUUUUGUUCUAUAAAGAAAUACAUCAUAUUACAAACCACACCAAACAUUUUAUGCAUACAUUGGAAAUUGAGAAAAAUAAACAAUUAAGAUAAUUAAUUAUUGUCAUGCAUAAUAAAUUAUUAUUAUAUUAUAUUUCAUCACGGAAGAUGUGUCUUUUAUAGUGCUAUAUAUAAAACUGUUACACAGUGCAUAGACACUACCGUGAAGUUUCUAUAUAAAAAAAUAAUGUUUAUGUGAAUUCGAUAACAGUGUUUAUCUAUUCCGCAUAUUAUAAAUUGAAUACUACUUCUAUAAAACAGGAAAAAUGGCACAAAUGAAACAACAACUACCACUUCAAAUGCCAGAUUUAAGUAGUCUUCGCAUAACUACAGCUGUUUCCAUGCUUGGUAAAGCAUAUGGAUGUGGACAGUGUAGUGCUCCUCCACCUGGACCCACAACAAGUUCUUCUGUUGGUGCAUCUGGAGCAACUGGCAGUAGUGUUGUAGCUCCAGGUUCUUUAGGACUUGUUUCCACACAACAAACACACACUCCUCCUCAACCUCCUGAACUGCCAAUGUUUUCAUGUCCUCGAAGACCAAACAUAGGACGUGAAGGCAGACAAAUUACCUUAAGAGCUAAUCACUUCCAAAUAACAAUGCCACGUGGUUAUGUGCACCAUUAUGAUAUUAAUAUCCAACCUGAUAAAUGUCCUCGUAAAGUUAAUAGGGAAAUAAUAGAAACAAUGGUUCAUGCAUAUAGUAAAAUAUUUGGAACUCUUAAACCCGUAUUCGAUGGCAGAAAUAAUUUAUAUACAAGGGACCCCUUGCCUAUCGGUACGGACAAAAUAGAAUUAGAAGUAACACUGCCUGGUGAAGGUAAAGAUAGAGUUUUUAGAGUGGUGAUAAAGUGGCUGGCUCAAGUUUCACUGUUUGCUUUAGAAGAAGCUUUAGAAGGGCGUACAAGACAAAUCCCAUAUGACGCUAUACUUGCUUUAGAUGUUGUAAUGAGGCAUUUACCAUCUAUGACAUAUACUCCAGUAGGUAGAUCAUUCUUUAGUACACCAGAUGGAUAUUACCAUCCAUUAGGUGGUGGUAGAGAAGUUUGGUUUGGUUUUCAUCAAUCUGUUAGGCCAUCCCAAUGGAAAAUGAUGCUAAACAUUGAUGUUUCUGCAACUGCAUUUUAUAAAGCACAACCUGUUAUAGAAUUUAUGUGUGAAGUAUUAGACAUUCGAGACAUAGGUGAUCAAAAGAGACCCUUAACAGAUUCUCAGCGAGUUAAAUUUACCAAAGAAAUUAAAGGACUUAAAAUUGAAAUCACACACUGUGGGACAAUGAGGCGAAAAUAUAGAGUGUGUAAUGUUACGCGUAAACCUGCUCAAAUGCAAUCAUUCCCGUUACAAUUAGAAAAUGGACAAACAGUCGAGUGCACGGUUGCAAAAUAUUUCUUAGACAAAUAUAAAAUGAAAUUGCGACACCCAUAUCUUCCAUGCCUUCAAGUUGGACAAGAACAUAAACAUACAUAUUUGCCACUUGAGGUCUGUAAUAUUGUUGCUGGGCAACGUUGUAUCAAGAAAUUGACUGAUAUGCAGACUUCUACUAUGAUAAAAGCUACAGCCCGGUCUGCUCCAGAUCGUGAACGAGAAAUAAAUAACUUAGUUAGAAGAGCUGAUUUUAAUAAUGAUUCAUAUGUUCAAGAAUUUGGUUUGACGAUAUCAAACAAUAUGAUGGAAGUUAGGGGUCGUGUUUUGCCUCCACCCAAGCUACAGUAUGGAGGGCGCGUAAGUUCCCUCAGUGGACAGACGAAGCAGCAGGCUAUACCUAAUGGUGGUGUUUGGGAUAUGCGAGGCAAGCAAUUUUUCACAGGUGUGGAAAUUAGAGUUUGGGCAAUUGCUUGUUUCGCUCCACAAAGAACUGUACGCGAUGAUUCAAUACGUAAUUUUAUAGCACAAUUACAAAGAAUAAGCAAUGAUGCUGGGAUGCCAAUUAUUGGGCAACCAUGUUUUUGUAAAUAUGCUACUGGGCCAGAUCAAGUAGAGCCCAUGUUUAGAUAUCUAAAAGCGACAUUUUCAUCAUUACAACUUGUUUGUGUUAUAUUACCUGGAAAAACACCUGUAUAUGCUGAAGUCAAAAGAGUAGGAGAUACAUUAUUGGGUAUGGCAACGCAGUGUGUACAAGCAAAAAAUGUUAAUAAAACGUCACCACAGACGUUGUCGAAUUUAUGUUUGAAAAUUAAUGUAAAAUUAGGUGGUAUUAAUAGUAUUCUAGUACCCACUAUCAGACCGAAAGUGUUUGAUGAACCUGUUAUAUUUUUUGGAGCUGAUGUGACUCAUCCUCCUGCUGGAGAUAAUAAAAAGCCUAGCAUAGCGGCAGUAGUUGCUAGUAUGGAUGCUCAUCCAUCUCGGUACGCAGCUACUGUUAGAGUUCAACAACAUAGACAAGAAAUUAUUCAGGAACUUAGUUCAAUGGUGAGGGAACUCCUUCUUAUGUUCUACAAAAGCACUGGUGGAUAUAAACCACUUAGGAUAAUUCUUUAUCGCGAUGGUGUCUCAGAAGGUCAAUUUCUUCAUGUUUUACAACACGAGUUAACUGCCAUUCGAGAAGCUUGUAUUAAACUUGAAGCUGAGUAUAGACCUGGAAUAACAUUUGUUGUAGUCCAGAAGAGACAUCACACUCGCCUAUUUUGUUCGGAAAAAAGAGAUCAAAGUGGUAAAAGCGGGAAUAUACCAGCCGGUACAACAGUUGAUGUCUGUAUAACGCAUCCAACUGAAUUUGACUUCUAUUUAUGUAGUCACCAAGGCAUCCAGGGCACGUCUCGACCAUCGCAUUAUCACGUUUUAUGGGAUGAUAAUCGUUUUGAAAGUGACGAAUUACAGUCUCUAACGUAUCAAUUAUGUCACACGUAUGUCAGAUGUACGAGAUCUGUUAGUAUACCUGCACCAGCAUAUUAUGCUCAUCUCGUAGCAUUCCGAGCCAGAUAUCAUUUGGUAGAAAAAGAGCAUGAUAGCGGAGAAGGAUCUCAUCAAUCUGGCUGUAGCGAAGACAGAACACCAGGUGCAAUGGCAAGAGCUAUCACAGUUCAUGCAAACACAAAGCGGGUUAUGUACUUUGCAUAAUUCUUCUUUGAAUUUUUCUUAGACACAUAAGCAAAAUAGUAAAAAUAAUAAAAAUACCAUAAAAUGAUAAUGAUCAUCAUAUCUUGCACGUUGAUAUUUUUAGACUGCUUGAAAUGCUGGACAAUCUUCUUGAGUGGUCAACUUUUUUGCUUACUUUUAUAAUCAAAUAAAUCUGCCUAAUACCUAAAAAUAUGUCGAACAAUUUUAUAUUAAGCUUUUUUUUCUUGUUUUUUUUUUUUUUUAAUACAUUGUCGACUAGGUUUUGGACAGAUUUUUUAACACGUUAGGAAGUAGGUAUUAAACGAGGUGCUUUUAGUUAAUCAUGUUUUAGAUUGUUGCAGCUUGACUGUCGGAUAGUUUCGCGAUAAAAACCACAUGAACGAAUAAUUUAAGAAUCCGUGCUGCCGUGGAUAUUACGCUUAUUUCUUUUUUUUUUUUUUUUAGAGGUUGAAUUUCCUCUAGCAUUUGUAUGAUGCAAAAAGAUCGUAUUACAACAUAAAUUCACGAUUGUAUAAAUCGCUUCUGCAAGACUGUUAUCUUGUUGUUUAUAUAUAGUUGUCAUUUGUAUCAGUCAUUUUUUGUAAAAAGGAAAAAUAAAAAAGAUGUGGACUUUCAAGUCACACU
This is a messenger RNA of Bombus impatiens (common eastern bumble bee), 4278 nucleotides long. RefSeq names its product protein argonaute-2 (gene AGO1). The record is from RefSeq and is a predicted model, not a curated record. The coding region runs from base 868 to 3654 and encodes 928 amino acids. Lineage: Eukaryota; Metazoa; Arthropoda; Insecta; Hymenoptera; Apidae. Gene Ontology annotation, molecular function: RNA binding; protein binding. The transcript has 14 exons.